Molecule: messenger RNA, 444 nt
Organism: Ectocarpus siliculosus
Lineage: Eukaryota; Phaeophyceae; Ectocarpales; Ectocarpaceae
Source: the annotation of a GenBank genome assembly
AUGGCGAGACACUGGGGCAUGAACUUGAUGCAGAUGAAGCGAGUCAAGGCUCUCCUGAGGAUGGGAGUCUGCGAGGAGGACCUCGAGAUAGCGGACAGGCUGCUAAAGAUGGGCCUGAACUGGUCGAACGACACGCCGCCCACGAAGGAGGAGCAGCUCCUGGGCUACAACUCACAGCAGAGGCAGCGGAUGAAGGCUCUGCACAUCUUGGGCCUUACGGAGGAGUCCUUCGACCGCUGCCGGGCGGUCAUGCUGAGCUCCCUCGGGCCCUCGGCGUUCGGGUACUCCGCGGACGAGACGGCGGCGUCGGCGGUGAGCGCGGAGGCGGAGGAGGGCUGGACGCCCGGGGACAAGUUCCGGAGAAGAGCGGCCCCGAGCGGCGGUGGUGGUGGCCACCACCACACCGGGAUACUAAGGAUGCCGACGUUUAGCCAAAGCAGGUAA